AAAAACUGUCCCAAUGAAAGCGAUUGUAACAAACAUUGUCAGCCUUUUACUAGUAGAAACUAGCACUGUUAUCCUACUUUCAACAAACACAUCAAGUUAUAUGUUGUGAAAUACUAGAAAAUGAAUUGUGUACCAAUUGUUUUCCACCAUAUAUAAGGACACAAUAUGAGUUAUUCAAGAAAGAUCCAAUCACAGGAGAAUCAUCAUCACUACCUAGGUAGCUUCAUUUUAGGGAGAAGAAUGGCCAACAACAAGGUUGUUAUCAGAGAGUUUGAUGAAGAUAGAGAUGUUAAGGUUGUAGGGAACCUUGAAAGAAACUGCGAGAUUGGAACUACUAAAAAGGGUUUCUCCAUUUUCACCAACAUCAUCACUGACCCUUUAUCUAGGAUUAGGCUCUAUCCCAUUCAUGUUAUGUUGGUUGCUGAGCUUGUUGAAUGUAGGGAGCUUGUUGGAGUUGUUAGAGGAUGCAUUAAAAGUGUGCAAACUUCCUCUGGAUCACUCUUCAAGAUGGGUUGCAUACUAGGCCUUAGAGUCUCUCCUACACACAGGAGAAAGGGGGUUGGACUAAAACUUGUGACCUCAAUUGAAGAAUGGAUGCUAAGAAAUGGUGCUGAUUAUGCAUUUCUAGCCACAGAAAAGAACAACAAUGCUUCCAAAAACCUAUUCACCAACAAAUGCAACUAUGUCAAUCUCAGUUCACUUAUCAUAUUUCUCCACCCAACUACUUUCCCUAUAACAAACCACAUUUCCAAGGAUAUCAAAAUAGACAAAAUAAAUAUAGACCAAGCAAUUUUGUUCUACACAAGACUCUUGAAAACCAAAGAUUUGUAUCCAUUAGACAUGGACAUUAUUCUCAAAGAGAAACUCAGUUUAGGAACUUGGGUUAGUUAUUACAAAGAUCAAGACUUCAAACUCAACGGCGCCGAAGACAUUCUUACCGAUAAAAUCACAACAAACUCGUCAUGGAUCAUUUUUAGUUUAUGGAACACUUGUGAAGCUGAUGAUAACAAUAACAACAACAAUAAUAAUAAAAAUAAUAAUAAUAACGUUCAAGAUGUUAAAACAAAGUUAUCUCAACCACUUAGGUUUCUUCAUGCGACAUUUAGUCAUGCAAAGGACAAAAUAUGUCCGUGUCUAAGAAUGUUGACGAAUGAGUCAUUAAUGUGUAAUAAUGAUAAUAACAGUUUCGGGUUUCUUUUUGUUUAUGGAGUUCAUGGAGAAGGAGAGAAUCUUGGAGGGUUAAUGGAAUCAGUAUGGAGGUUUACAUCAAGAAUAGGAGAAAAGUUAAAGGAAUGUAGAGUUGUGAUAACUGAAUUAGGGUUUGGUGAUCCAGUUAUAAACCAUGUUCCUCGAGUUGAUUCUAUGACUUGUGUUGACGAUAUGUGGUACACAAAAAGACUUGGAAAUCACAGUGAUGAUCAAGUGGCGGUGGAGGAGAUGAAGAGACAAUUAGGGAAUGUGUUUGUUGAUCCUAGAGAUUUUUAGUUAAGUUUAAUAUGUUUGUCUUUUUUCUUGAUGAUGAGAAUUUGUGUAAUAAGUGUAACUAGUACUUGCUCAUGUCUUUUCAAAUUUUGGAAUCAUUGAUGAUAAUAAAUGUAAACUUAUAAUAUUUUGUUGGUGAA
Lathyrus oleraceus (garden pea) is the source of this 1622-nucleotide messenger RNA. Its product is annotated as probable N-acetyltransferase HLS1. NCBI's taxonomy places the organism in Eukaryota, Viridiplantae, Streptophyta, Magnoliopsida, Fabales, Fabaceae. Gene Ontology annotation, molecular function: acyltransferase activity, transferring groups other than amino-acyl groups. The transcript is spliced from 3 exons. The record is from RefSeq and is a predicted model, not a curated record. Bases 166 to 1485 code for a protein of 439 amino acids.